UUAUUCUUCCUGUGAAGGAAGUAAAACUUACAAGCUCCUGCUCUGGGACAAAUAUGGAACCCCACAGAUGCCAGUAGGGACACCCAAGGCCAUCAUCAUGAAUUCCAACAAGAAAAAGGAAACAAAAGUGCUGGCAGCUCAUCAGUGGAGCUGGCUCCAUCUGGAGGGCCCUCAUUGGGAAUGACAAUGGCAAUUGCAUCUGAUUACUUUUGUUCCAUCUUCAUUCUCCGCCACAACCAGGUCCUCCUUUCCGGAAAGCCCACUAGCGAGGGUUUAAUUAACCGCGUCCUCCUGACAUUAGUCUUCACCCCCAACAACGUGUCUAAGCUACCAAGGGAAGGGAGACUUCUUGGGACCUUCUUAUCUAAAAUUUCAAACCCCGAAUCUAAAAAUAUCUGAGGGAGCUGGAUAUAUGGUAGGAGAUGCUGAGCCAUAUUAGUAGAUAGCCCAGCAAAAGAAGAACCAGCUCCGAACCGCCAGAGCAGGGCCAGGGGUUGUUCUUGUUGAAACCCUUAAAUUUGAGAUUCUAUAUAGGUUUUACUACUUGUGUUACUGAAAUGGGCAGCGAAAAGAAGUAUGUUUCACAAGAAGAACUGAGGAAGCACAACAAGGUUGGGGAUCUUUGGAUCUCUAUCCAGGGGAAGGUUUACAAUGUCUCAGAUUGGGCUAAGGUACACCCAGGUGGCGAUAUCCCACUCCUGAAUCUGGGGGGCCAGGAUGCCACAGAUGCCUUUAUCGCCUUCCAUCCAAGCACUGCCUGGCAAUAUCUGGACAAGUUCUUCACUGGGUAUUACCUGAUGGAUUUUGAGGUUUCAGAUGUGUCCAGGGACUACAGGAGGCUUGCUUCAGAGUUUGCCAAAUUGGGUAUGUUUGAAAACAAAGAACACACAGUGAUUUACUCCCUCUGCUUUGUUGUUUUGCUGUUUCUUGCUUGUGUUUGUGGCGUGUUCUGUUCCAAUAGUUUCUGGGUUCAUAUGGGUGCUGGUGGACUGUUGGGAUUUGCUUGGAUCCAAGUGACUUAUCUGGGGCAUGAUUCUGGGCACUAUAACAUAAUGACCAGUAGGGGAUUGAAUAAAUUGGUGCAGAUCCUGUCUGGGAAUUGCCUAACUGGUAUCAGCAUUGCUUGGUGGAAAUGGACUCAUAAUGCCCACCACAUAGCUUGCAACAGUCUUGACUAUGAUCCAGAUCUUCAACACUUGCCUUUUUUUGCAGUUUCUGCAAACCUGUUUGAUUCGCUGACUUCGAGAUUUUAUGGCAGGAAAUUGACUUUUGGUCCGGUGGCUAGAUUCCUAGUGAGCUACCAGCACUUCACAUUUUACCCUGUCAUGUGUGUUGGCCGGAUUAACCUGUUCGUACAGACUUUCUUGUUGUUGUUCUCAAAGAGAAAGGUGCCCGACAGGGCUCUCAACAUAUUGGGGAUCCUUGUCUUCUGGACUUGGUUUCCUCUUCUGGUUUCAUGCUUGCCCAACUGGACAGAGAGGGUGCUGUUUGUUCUUGCUAGCUUUUCGGUUACCUCAAUUCAGCACGUUCAAUUCUGUCUCAACCAUUUCUCAGCUAAUGUCUAUGUUGGACCGCCUAAGGGGGACAAUUGGUUUGAGAAACAAACAAGUGGGACUAUUGACAUAUCGUGCGCAGCUUGGAUGGAUUGGUUCCAUGGCGGAUUACAGUUUCAGCUUGAGCAUCAUUUGUUUCCCCGAUUGCCUCGGUGCCAGUUGAGGAAGGUUUCUCCACUGGUCAGGGAUCUGUGCAAGAAGCACAACUUGCCUUAUAGGAGCUUGUCCUUCUUUGAGGCCAAUGUGAUGACUAUCAAAACGCUCAGGACUGCAGCCCUGCAGGCUAACGGUUUGCUCUGGGAAGCUGUCAACACUCAUGGUUGAAGAUGAUGAAACUCCCUGAGGUCGAUUAAUAAUACACCGCUAGUUUUACUUUGUUUUUUCGGUUGUUUCAUUCGGGGAAAACAAUUUUUUUGUUUCCUUGUUUUUAUUUAUUUGUUCUUGUAAAACCGCGGCUAUUUGUAUUCAAUUUUGUUUUAAGAAUUUUACACUCUGCUUUUGAUUGAUUUCA
This is a messenger RNA of Diospyros lotus (date-plum), 2064 nucleotides long. Its product is annotated as delta(8)-fatty-acid desaturase-like. Gene Ontology annotation, cellular component: membrane. The transcript is spliced from 2 exons. The record is from RefSeq and is a predicted model, not a curated record. Gene Ontology annotation, molecular function: oxidoreductase activity, acting on paired donors, with oxidation of a pair of donors resulting in the reduction of molecular oxygen to two molecules of water. The coding region runs from base 558 to 1877 and encodes 439 amino acids. Gene Ontology annotation, biological process: lipid metabolic process. Lineage: Eukaryota; Viridiplantae; Streptophyta; Magnoliopsida; Ericales; Ebenaceae.